Molecule: messenger RNA, 1656 nt
Organism: Candida tropicalis MYA-3404
Lineage: Eukaryota; Fungi; Ascomycota; Pichiomycetes; Serinales; Debaryomycetaceae
Gene: RAX1
Product: Rax1p
Exons: 1
Coding region: 1-1656 (551 amino acids)
Biological process (GO): intracellular protein localization
Cellular component (GO): plasma membrane
Source: RefSeq, a predicted model, not a curated record
AUGUAUGACGAGAAAUAUGCACUGAACUUCCCCAAUUCUCAUUAUCUUUCCAAUUUAAACAACUUGAAUGGUACUAACCAAUCAAUACAUCUCAAUAGAUUACCUACUUUGGGAGAAAUAUUGGCUAAUAAAUCAAAAUCCCCCGUGGAUUUAUUUACUUUUUAUCAAUUUAUGAAGGAUGUUGAAGGGAAAGUUGACUAUUUGGAUUUUUGGUUUGAUUUAAUCAAUCAUUUAAAUUUAUGUAAACAUUAUGUUAAAGGUUUAAGAGACUCCAUCAUUAGACAAUCAUCUACUUUCCAACAUAAUCAAACUGCAACACAGCCAACUCCACAGGUCGAAGGUCAUCAAAUCAUAGAUCUGGCCCAACAACAACAACAACAACAUCUACUGCUGCAGUUUGGUGAUUUAUCAUUUGAAUCACCUAUAACUCCAGCCGGUUUCCGUGAUUCACAACCACUUUCAGAUAGAUCUAAACAUAGAUCUUUAAGUUCCUCAAUUUUAUUAGAUUUAAUUAUAAAUGAUAAUAUCCUUGAAGAAAAUGAUUCUCAUAGAUUAUCAGCAUUUUUACGAGGAGAUAUAAACUUAGACAAUUUAGAUCCAAAAUUAAAAGAUUUAAUUGAACAAUAUAAUGCAGAAAUUGAGGCCAACUCAAAACAUUCAUCUCAUUUAGAUAGUCAAGCUAGAUCAUCUCCUAGUUAUUUAUCCAAUCCAAGAAUGAGUUCUGGUUUACAACAACCUCGUCCACAACAAACAACACAAUCUCAAGAUAGACAUAGUAGUAGUCAUUCAUAUUUGGAUGAUGCUGACCAUCACGAUUUUGAAUAUGAAAAUCAAUUAGAUAUAGGUCAAGCUGAUAGAGCUGUUAAUGUUUCCAAAUAUAUCUCAUUACAUUCUGGUGGUCAAAAUGAUCACAGUGAUAAUUUCCAUCAACCACCAAAUCUAUUUAGUGAAGGAAGUGUCACUGCACAACAAAAGAAACGUGCUUCUACUAUAAAUCCAAACUUGUUGGAAAGAUUAAUCAAAGAUUCUCCAGCUUCCGAUAAUGGUGGUAGGUCAUUUAUUACUAGAAACAAUCUACGUGAAUCAUCCCAUCAAUUAUUGUUAAAAUAUUUUGUUGAAGAUUCCGAAAAGAAUUUGAACUUGCCAAGUAAUAUAAAUUCUCAUAUCAUAAAAGCAAUUGAGGUUGAUGGACGUGAUGAUCCUGAUGUCUUCAACUAUGUUAAGAAUUAUGUUUUCAACAGAUUAGAAAAUGAUUAUUUGCCUAAAUUUCUAGAUUUCAUGGCUACUAGAAAUGUUAACCAUUCCAACUUCUGGAGAAUUAUCUUUGGGUUCUUCUUCUUGUUUAUUGGAUUCUGGGUAAGUUUUAUCCUUGUUUUCUUGAAUUAUAGAAAAGGAUUACGACCAGUAAUUGUUGUACCAUACUUAUUUGCAUUUUAUUUCCUUGUAUCUUCAAUUUAUCUAAUAGAUCCAAUUAUGGCUUGGUUAGGAUUAUCAGAAACUUUUUCCAAAAGUAAUGGACGUCUGAUUAUGAAAAUACGAGAAAAGUUCAUUUAUCGAUUUAUUGUUAAAAGAAGUAUUUGGGUGUUAUUUUUAAUUUUAAUUUUCACUGCUAUUUUCACUGUUUUAUUUAGUUUGGUUCCUGGUCAUCGGUUAUGA